AUGCACGAUUUAUUCGACCCCGGUUUAUGGCCGGAACAUAUCAACGACGAUAUUCGUCAACAAAUUAUUGCUACGAAUCCUUCUAAUUUCGAUAACAUAUUUAAAAUGAGAAAAGCCAUAUCUAAAGAUUGUAAUGGUAAAAUAUUUUCUGAAUUUUUGUUAUAUACUAAAUCAUCAAAUAAUAGAGAAAAAUAUCCACGAGAUUGGCUCAUUUAUAGUUCUUCAAAAAAAACAUUACACUGUUUUCCUUGUUUGUUAUUUAGUGAAAAUCUUACUGAGUCAAUAAAAAGUCGUAGUGUUCUAGUUAAGAGAAGUGGAUUUUCUCCAAAAACAAUACCCUGGAAAAAAUUAUAUGGUAGACUUCCACUUCAUGAAAAUAGUGAAACGCAUCGUACUUGUUAUUGUAAAUGGAAAAAUGUACAACAGUCUUUGUUUGGUUUUGGAGUAGAUAGUCAAUUACAAAAAACAAUUCUUAGUGAAGCAGAAAAAUGGAAGGCUAUUCUAAAAAGACUCCUUGAUGUAACUUUGUUUCUCGCUUCUAGAGGAUUGCCUUUUCAGGGUAGCAGUACCAAAAUCGGUGAAGUAAACAAUGGUAACUUUCUUGGAAUAUUAGAACUUCUUGGGCGGUAUGAUGAGGUAACUAGAGACCAUUUAGCAACUGUUGAAAAAUAUCAAAAUAAAGGCGAGAGUAUGAAAGGAAAGACCCACUAUUUGUCUUGGAUGAGUCAAAAUGAAUUUAUUUCUCUUUGUGGUGAAAGUAUUGCUUCAGAAUUACUAAAAGCGUUAGAACGUCACAAAAUCCCAUUGGCAGAUUGUCGAGCCUAA
Molecule: messenger RNA, 825 nt
Organism: Rhopalosiphum maidis (corn leaf aphid)
Lineage: Eukaryota; Metazoa; Arthropoda; Insecta; Hemiptera; Aphididae
Exons: 2
Coding region: 1-825 (274 amino acids)
Source: RefSeq, a predicted model, not a curated record